Stegostoma tigrinum is the source of this 1230-nucleotide messenger RNA. RefSeq lists its product as uncharacterized. Lineage: Eukaryota; Metazoa; Chordata; Chondrichthyes; Orectolobiformes; Stegostomatidae. The record is from RefSeq and is a predicted model, not a curated record. Bases 462 to 1007 code for a protein of 181 amino acids. The transcript has 7 exons.
AGGCUCCUACCUAUAGAGAGAGAUAGAUAGAUAGAUAGAGAGAGAGAGAGAACAAGUCAGGGGGAGGGGGAGUCAGUUCCAGGCUCCUACCUAUAGAGAGAGAUAGAUAGAUAGAUAGAUAGAGAGAGAGAGAAAGUCAGGGGGAGGGGGAGUCAGUUCCAGGCUCCUACCUAGAGAGAGAGAAAGCCUGGAUGAGAAUCUCUGCGGGAAAGGAUCAGGGUGAUGUGGGGAAACCUGGCCCGGAUCUCCGACCCACUGGACUGGAGCAGCAUCCGCCAACAUGUUGAAGCUGAUCGGUCAGUCCCUCGCCGUUUUCCUCCUCAUCUUUCUCCUGGUCGCUAACUUUUUGGUGGCGAAAAGCACUGAGGCAAUGGCGAUGGUUUACAGGAAAAUCUGCAGGCAAUGAAGGUGACCGUCCGGCAGCCGGCACUUCCCGAUAUCAAGGACUGUUUGUCUGCAGCAUGCUGCAUUACUGUAUCGCCCAUCUUGCCUAUCAUUUCAGCAGACAGCUACCUAAACGCAGCAGAGCAAAAUUUGAAAUCCUGGUGGUGAUGCUAGUGACUAUUCUCCUAUUCCCACAGAUAUUUGUGCUGCUCAGACCAAAGUCAUCUCGAUAUUGUGGCCAGCCCCUCCUCAUCAAUUUGACCAGUUUUAUAAUCUUCACUUUUAUUAUGACAGGGUUUACAAUCAUUCUGACCUUGAUGGAUCCGAUCUCUAAUGAGGUGAAAGUGGCUUUCCACGUGUACGGAGUUGGAUCAUUUGCACAGGGAAUCAUAACGACUGCCUUCACUGUUACUGCUCCCCAGUGUGCAAACACAACUCCUGAACUGUACUACCUGAGCCUUGUGCUAUCUGUGCUGAGUGUGCUUGCAACAGUUUUCAUCGUUUUCCUGAUCCCAUUCUGGUUGGCUGAAGUUCUGUACCCAGGAGUGAUUUUAAAUGGGCGAUCACGGGCUGGAAUCUGUCACAAACCGGUUGCUAGCUGCUCCUAUCUGUGGCACGUAUAAUGAAGGCACUCGAGGGGGGAAAACAUACCGGCAUGAAUAAUGUAUUUGGUUGCCAUGCGAUAUUCGUUUCUGGAACAUUCCACAAGCAAGAAUUUGAGCCAUCGCAGUGGAAGCAACUCGAGUCCAGUUCUGUCAGAAGACUAUGAAUGAGUGGAUUAAUUAACAGUAUUUGCUUUGUAGGUUUAAUGUAAUCAACUGCAAUACAGUUGCUAUAUUUGGAAAA